Molecule: messenger RNA, 3931 nt
Organism: Quercus lobata
Lineage: Eukaryota; Viridiplantae; Streptophyta; Magnoliopsida; Fagales; Fagaceae
Product: disease resistance protein At4g27190-like
Exons: 7
Coding region: 501-3539 (1012 amino acids)
Molecular function (GO): ADP binding
Source: RefSeq, a predicted model, not a curated record
GAUGCUCUAAGUCUUUAUUUUUCUUGGAAGUCAAUGGCUAGGUAGAGGUAGAGGGAACCGGAAGUUCCAGAUCUCCCGUCUGGUGAUUUCUUUGAGCCGCUCUAAGCUUUUUUUCCACAAUCCUCCUCAAUUGAGCCACUCUUUUCCCCGGCGACGCUAUUAGCCCUAAACGCCGACUCCUUCAAGAAGGUCAAGCUUUUCCUCUCUCCGACUAAAUCCAUAUAGUGCUUGACAACUUUCAUCUGAUACACGAAAGGUUCUUAGAGAGCAACUUGGCCAUUGUUGGCGGCAGUGUAUGGUUAGUGAGGAAGGAUGUGAGGAGAUUGGAACAGCAGUAUUCCAUAUUACCCUUCUGAUAACAUGACUGAUAAAAUGCCUCAAUGAAGGAGGAGUACUGGGGAUAAUGUACUAUUUAGGGCCUUUGCUACCAUAGCCUGUGCUGCUAUGCAGAGUGCCGCCUUUGGAUUUCAGAGCAUAGGUUCUUAUGAAUGUAGAUAUUAAUGCAGACACAUCAAUGUUGCACGCAAAGAAGAUAUAAUUCAAUGAGUGGCCAGUUUGGAGAUAUGUUGGAGGCAUCAGUUUCUAAAAUAUGUUCGAGUGCGGCUUCUGCUAUAGGUUCUGCAGUGGGGAAGGAGUUCUACGACCGUGGGAAACAGAUUUUCACUCAAUUGAGGCGCAAAGCUGAUAAUGAAGCUGAAAAUGAUCUAGAAGACAACCAUGAAAGGUUAAGAAAACAAGCAAAGAAGCUGUAUGCCAGAAGGGAUGAUAUAUUGGCUCUAACAAAGACAAAGCUAGUCACUCAAGCAUGUGAAGCUUGGAUUUCUAGGGUCAUGAAGAGUGAAAAAGAGGUGAGAGAACUUGAAAUCAAGUACGAUAUUGAAAAAAGUAAUAAAAAGAGACGGAGUGGGGAUGGGUCAAGUGAGUUACACACAGAUCUUAGCAAAAGAAUGGCAGAGAAGUGCAAUGAACUGUGUAAUCUUUGCUUAGAGGAAAAUUCUAAGAUACGAAUGCUGGUUGAGAAAUUGCCAGAGCGUGUGAUAAUUAUGCGUGGACCCAAACCAGAAGACAAGCAAUUUCUCCACUCAACUGUUGAAGAAAUAUUGGGCCAUUUAAGAGAUAAGGAUGCAAAAAGAAUCGGACUUUGGGGAAUGCCGGGAAUCGGGAAAACAACCAUAAUGAAGUGCUUAAAUAACAAUGAAGAUACUGCUAAAAUGUUUGAUAUUGUUAUUUGGGUAACUGUAUCAGAGCAUUUGAGUUUAGAAAAGUUUCUACACAAAAUUGCAGAUCGGUUAAAAUUGAAUGUGGAAGGCAUCACUGAUCCUGAUGAAAUUUCUCAACAAAUAUGGAGAGAGUUAAAAGGAAAAAGGUAUCUACUUCUUUUGGAUGAAGUUUGGGAAUGUCUUGAUCUAUCUCUGAUAGGAAUUUAUGAAAGUGAAAAUAGCAAGGUGGUCUUGGCAACUAGAUAUUCACAUGUUUGUAGUGAUAUGGGUACUGAUAUUGAAAUUAAAGUGCAACCAUUGUCUAAACUUGACGCAUGGGAAAUGUUCAAGGCAAAGGUGGGUCGAAAUUUUAAUAUUCCAGAUGUUGAAGAAAUAGCCCUUAAAGUCGUCAAACAAUGUGUUGGUUUGCCGCUCUUGAUAGACAAGGUAGCAAGUAAUUUUAGAAGAAUGGAUAGUAUUCAACUCUGGAGAGAGGGAUUAAGUCGUUUUCAAAAAAAUUGGCCAAGUAUCAGAAUCGAAGGCAUUGAUGAAUUGAUUGAGUUCUUAAAGGUUUGUUAUAAAUUAUUAAAUAAGGAUGAAAAGGAUUGCUUUCUGUAUUGUGCAUUAUAUAUUGAAGACUAUGAGAUCUGUAUAGAUCCUCUGUUGGAAUGCUGGACAGUUGAAGGUUUCAUUUGUGAUGCAAAUGGUUUUAGAGUUGCACGUGAUAAAGGGCAUUCAAUAUUGAAGGAACUUAUCAACGUGUCUUUGCUAGAGAAGUGUGAAAAGAUGAACUUUGUAAGGAUGAACAAAUUAAUAAGGAAUAUGGCACUUGACAUUUCUUAUAAAACACGUAAAUUUAAUAUUUUCGUGAAAUCCCAUGAAGGGUUGCAAGAGCCCAGUGAGGUGGAAUGGAAACAAGCAAAUCGAAUCUCCUUGAUGGAUAGUAAAUUGUGCACUUUACCGGAAAUGCCAUAUUGCAGUAAGCUUUCAACUUUGUUAUUACAGAAAAAUCCGGAACUAAGAGUGAUUCCUGAUUCAUUCUUUGGAUACAUGAAAAGUCUAUUAGUUCUAGAUUUACAUGACACUGGAAUUAAGUUAUUACCACCUUCUAUAUCUUUGUUAAGGCGUCUCAAAGCAUUGUAUCUGCAUUCUUGCGUCAGUCUAAUGAAAAUCCACUUAGAUGGACUUAUGCAUCUUGAGGUGCUUGAUAUUCGAGGCACUCAGCUUAAUCAUUUUCCAUUUGAUAUUAAACAUUUGGUUCAGUUGAAGUGUUUACGUAUGUCAUGGUUGAAUUUUGGCUUUAGAGAUUCAAGUGAUGUAGAAUAUUGUCAAAAUGUCUUUUCAAGUCUUACUUUAUUGGAAGAGCUACAAAUAGAUGUGGAUCCAAAUAGUCAAAGUUGGGAGCAUACUGCAAAGGUUAUUUCUGAGGAAGUGGCUAGCUUGACACAUUUGACUUCGCUUUCAAUUUGCUUCCCUACAGUAGCUUGUCUUGAUGUUUUUAUCUCAAUGAGCCCAACGUGGAAAGAUUGCCCCUUCACAUUUCAAUUUUCUGUUGGUUGUCAUGACACGGGCCUUUAUAAAAUUCUUGAUUGCUUUGAAUAUCAAAAUAUGAAUUGUUUGAAGUUUGCAAAUGGUGAACUUGUAGAUCCAAUAAUUUCAGGUGUUCUUUUGAAGACUCAUGCAUUCGAAUGGAUCGGCCACAAGGGAUCUUCAAGACUAUCAGAUUUUGGUAUUGAUAGUAUCAACAAGAUGCGAGGUUGUUUGAUUGAAGGAUGCAAUGAAAUUGAAACGAUUGUUGAUGGUAACCGUAUAGAUGGAAGGGCAUUAAUAUGCUUGGAAAAGAUGGUCAUAAAUAAUGUUCUAGAAUUGAAAACCAUUUGGGAAGGUCCUAUACAUAGUGAAAGCCUAUCACAGCUAACAACUUUAACUUUAAGCAAAUGUUUGAAGUUGAAGAUGAUAUUCUCUAGUGGCAUGAUUAAAGUACUCUCUAAACUUCAACACUUAGAAGUUGAAGAGUGCCUUGAACUUGAAGAGAUAAUUACAGUGUCUGAGAAUAAUGGGAUGGAACCUGACGUGCUUCCAAAAUUAAAGAUGUUAGUACUUUCUAAUCUUCCAAAAGUGACAAGCAUUUGGAUAGACGACUCAUUAAAAUGGUCAUCUUUAGAGAAGAUUAAGAUAUGCAUGUGCAAAAUGUUGACAAAAUUGCCUUUCAACAAUGAGAAUGCAAUCAACUUGAGAUGUAUUGAAGCACAUGAAUCAUGGUGGAGUGAAUUGGAAUGGGAAGAUGAUGCUAUUAAAGAAAGAUUAAGUUCUAUAUGGUUUCAAUCUCCUUCACAGUAGUUCUUCUGGAUGAGAUGUUUGAAGUUGAAGGCAUUCUCCAAUGACAUGAUUGAACAACUCUUUGAACUUCAACACUUAAGAGUUGAAAAGUGACUUGGAAUUAAAGUGAUAAUUAUGGUUGGAAUUUGGAAAUGCAUUUGGUUUGAUGACUCGUUGAAGUGGCUAUAUUUAGAGAGGAUUUCAAUAUUUAUUUGCUCAAUGUUGACAAAAUUGCCCUUAAAAUGAGAAUGUAGUUAAUUUGGGACAUAUUGAAGGCAAUGGUGUUAAUUUUUAUGGUGAGAAGAUGCUAUUGAACAAUUAUUACAAUCUAUAUACAUUUUAAACUAGCGCAUUUGGUUUCAUUCUUGUUCACAACUUUCCCGUGUAAGGGGGGGAGAAUGUUUGCUCCAAAC